This is a messenger RNA of Carlito syrichta (Philippine tarsier), 3297 nucleotides long. It is a transcript of the gene RNF6, whose product is annotated as ring finger protein 6. Gene Ontology annotation, molecular function: ubiquitin protein ligase activity. The transcript is spliced from 5 exons. The coding region runs from base 262 to 2232 and encodes 656 amino acids. Gene Ontology annotation, biological process: positive regulation of DNA-templated transcription; protein ubiquitination; ubiquitin-dependent protein catabolic process. Lineage: Eukaryota; Metazoa; Chordata; Mammalia; Primates; Tarsiidae. Gene Ontology annotation, cellular component: nucleoplasm; cytoplasm. The record is from RefSeq and is a predicted model, not a curated record.
GUUACUUGAGCCUCGGUUGGGAAAAGGUUGGUUGGGCCUCCGAGCCCGGCUUGUUGAUCGUGGUGGGGACCGUCCCCGGCGCGAGCUUCCGUUGUAACGGCCGGGAAAGGAACCAGUAGCGGGACGGAGGGCGGGGGUGGCAGGAAAGUGAGGGUCUGAAAUGGACGGCUUUCAAAAAACGCCCAAGCAGUCGAAGGAUGGGCACCAUCGCCGACGUUAAAAGCAUGUUGUAAGGACACGAAGAAAGCCAGGAGUCUCAGGAUGAAUCGGUCUAGAUCUAGACCAGAUGGUGGUGGUGAAGAAACCUCAUCUCAAGACCAUAAUCAUGGUGAAAAUGAGAGAAGAUGGCAGCAGGAGCGUCUCCACAGAGAAGAAGCCUAUUAUCAGUUUAUUAAUGAACUCAACGAUGAAGAUUAUCGGUUAAUGAGAGAUCAUAAUCUUUUAGGCACCCCUGGAGAAAUCACAUGGGAAGAACUACAACAGCGGUUAGAUGCGAUCAAGGAGCAGCUUGCCUCUCAGCCUGGCUCGAGAAAUGGAUCAAAUAGCAGAGACUCAGAAGUCCCUCGAGAAAGUUCAAAUGAAGAUUCUUUGCUAGAAUGGUUGAACGCCUUUCGGCGCACAGGAAAUGCAACUCGAAGUGGACACAACGGGAACCAAACUUGGAGAGCUGUGAGUCGAACAAACCCAAACAGUGGAGAGUUUCGGUUUAGUCUGGAAAUCCAUAUAAAUCAUGAGAACAGAAGAUUUGAAAUUCACGGAGAAGAUUAUACAGGCAUUCCACUUUCAGAUAUUAACAGAGAUCAUACUAGAAGUAGGCAACAAAGGUCAACUAGUCCUGUGGCUAGGCGAACAAGAAGUCAGACCUCAGGGAAUUUUAGUAGCAGUAGCUCCAACAUUCCAAGGACUAGGCUGAGUUCAAGGGGGCAGAAUUCAGUUGAACGAUCUUUCUCAACAUUGGGAAGGCUGAGAAAUGGAAUUGGAGCAGUUGGCACUCCUGGAACUAGCGUGCCACACACUAAUUUCAGUAGUCACACAAACCAGACGAGUGGCAGUGAACUCAGGCAGAGGGAGGGGCAACGAUUCGGAGCAGCACAUAUUUGGGAAAACGGGGCUAGAACUAAUGUUACCGUAAGAAAUACAAACCAAAGAUUAGAGCCAAUAAGAUUACGAUCUGCUCUCAGUAGUCGAAGCCGUUCGCCAAUUCAGAGACAGAGUGGCACUGUUUAUCAUCAUUCUCAAAGGGAAAGUAGACGAUCUGCCAGGAGGAGAGGUAUAACUCGAAUCUUUCUAGAGCAAGGUAGAGAACACAGACGCACUGCAUAUACCCCAUUCUCUAACUCAAGACUCGUGUCAAGAAUAACAGUAGAAGACGGAGAAGAGACCAGCAGAUCUUCAAGUGCUGCGCGAAGACAUCCGACAAUCACACUGGACCUUCAAGUGAGAAGGAUUCGUCCUGGAGAAAACAGAGAUCGGGAUAGUAUUGCCAGUAGAACUCGAUCUAGAGUAGGGCUAGCAGAAAACACAGUCACAAUCGAAAGCAAUAGUGGGGGAUUUCGUCGAACCAUUUCUCGUUUAGAGCGGUCAGGUAUUCGAACCUAUGUUAGUACCAUCGCAGUUCCUCUUCGUAGGAUUUCUGAGAAUGGACUUGUUGAGCCAUCAUCAGUGGCUUUUCGGUCAAUUUUAAGGCAGGUUAUGACUGGGUUUGGAGAAAUGAAUUCUCUAAUGGAGGCUGAAUCUGAGUCAGAGAUUCAGAGAAAUGGUACAGUUAAUGAUAGCAGCCAGCAUCAUAGAGAAGGCUUCUCUCCAGACAGCACUGAAAUACACGGUGAAAAUGAGACCACCCGGUCUCACACCCGAAACAGUGGUGGUAGAGGUGCCAGGCAGUUGCGAGAUUCAGACAGUUUGGUCGAAACGGGAACGCUACCUAUUCUUCACCUUGCACACUUUUUUUUACUAAACGAAGGUGGUGGUGAUGAUAGAAUACAUGGUUUAACCAAAGAGCAGAUCGACAAUCUUUCCACGCGGCUCUAUGAGCACAGCAGCAUCGACAGUGAGCUAGGUAAAAUCUGUAGUGUUUGCAUCAGUGACUAUGUAACUGGAAACAAGCUCAGGCGAUUACCUUGCAUGCAUGAAUUUCACAUUCAUUGUAUUGACCGAUGGCUCUCAGAGAACUGCACUUGUCCAGUCUGUCGGCAGCCUGUCCUAGGGUCCAGUGUAGCCAACAAUGGGUGAACUGCUGGCAUCUGCUCAAAUACUGUAUUUCAGUUGAGCAGACUGUUCAAGCAUUGUUUGGCUGAGUUAUUUGUGAUGACAGAUGAAAAACAGGAUGAAAAAUAACAGAUUAUAUAUAGUUUGAACUAUUUUUUGUGUGCUUUUGUAACUUGUUAAAAAGAGGAAAUUUAUAUAAAAUUUAAAAUGCAAAUGUUAAAUUAUCCAAAAGUACAGAAUAGUUAAUAUUGCUAGAACCAAAUAACCUCUAAAAUGUUUUUAUUUUGAUAAUUUUGUCAUGCUAAGCACUUUUGUAUCUGCACAAUUCACUAGGUUAAAAAUCAGUCUUCUUAACAGAACGCAGACUUUACUUAGACUUUCAAGUUUCAUAGGCUUAGUACUAUGUCUAGACAUUAGUGUCUGAGCUUUUCAUUAACUUAUUCUGAGGACAUCUUUUCAUGAAAGAGUAUUUGGUUGAAUGUUUGCGAAAUAUAUAUGUUACUUGAAAUGUUAAAUUUAAUACGCAGUAUACCAUAUGUGUAUAUAUAGAUGUAUAAUUUUAAGGUUAAAAUAUUCAGUUUAAGAUUACAAGUUUGGUUCUUAUUUAAGCUUUUGAGCUAAUGCUGCAUAUGGCAUAGUGCUUAAUAUUGGCAAGAUCAUCUCAGAGAAAAAUGGAUUAAGAUAUAAUUUUAAAAUAGAGAUAAUUUACUGAAGCGUCUCUGACAAUCUGACUUAUUAGACAGCAAGCAAUAUAUAAUACUGAACAGAUUUCUUUAUUCAGAAAUGGAAAAUUUAGAACAUACAGGUUAUUUACCUUGAGUUCAGUCUUUUUGUGACCUUUUUGAAAGUGCAAACAAGUCUUUGGAUUAUUAAGGUAUACGGUAUGCAUGGUUUUUCAAGUUUAGUUUUAAAAUCUAAAAACAAAAGUCUAUAAAGAAUCAAAUGCAUAGAUGAUAUGUUAAGUUCACGUGGAAGCGAAAAAUCUCCAAUUAAAAUGAAAGACCCUUAUGAGAAUGGAGAAUUUUAUAUAAACACGAAGUAUGCAUUGAAGAUCUAUUUCUACCAAUAAAUAUUAAGACAAAGACUGUA